UCCGUUGAACGGCUGUCCGCUAGAAUAUAGUCUGCCGUGGAUCGUCGGACCGUUCAGUCUUUUGUGUCGUUCAGUAUCAUCCGAUUCGUGUGAUCGACAGCACAGCUCAAAUUUUUUUUCUUUUUUUUCUAAUUCCUUGAAGUAACUAAAAACAGAAAUCAAAAUGGCUGAUGAUGAGGCUAAGAAGGCUAAACAGGCUGAGAUCGAGCGCAAGCGUGCUGAGGUGCGCAAGCGCAUGGAGGAAGCCUCCAAGGCCAAGAAGGCCAAGAAGGGUUUCAUGACCCCAGAAAGGAAGAAGAAACUCAGGUUGCUGCUGCGUAAGAAAGCCGCUGAGGAAUUGAAGAAAGAACAGGAACGCAAAGCGGCUGAACGUAGACGCAUCAUUGAAGAACGUUGCGGCAGUCCCAGGAAUCUCAGUGAUGCCAGUGAAGCCGAGCUGCAAACAAUAUGCAAACAAUAUUGGCAACGCCUUUACGCAUUGGAGGGCGAUAAGUUUGAUUUAGAACACGUGCAGAAAGUCAAGGCCCAAGAGAUCAACGAUCUCAAUGCCCAAGUUAACGAUCUUCGCGGCAAGUUCGUCAAGCCAGCCCUGAAGAAGGUCUCCAAAUACGAAAACAAAUUCGCCAAGCUGCAGAAGAAGGCCGCUGAGUUCAACUUCCGCAACCAACUUAAGGUCGUGAAGAAGAAGGAGUUCACACUGGAGGAGGAAGAGAAGGAGAAAAAGAUAAAAGAUGCCGCUGUGCUGACAAAAGCCAAAAAGUAAGAAACCCGACUGGUCCAAGGGCAAACCCGGCGAUGCCAAGGUGAAGGAGGAGGUUGAGGCCGAAGCUUAAGUGUCCACACGUCCACUAGUGUCCACUGACCCGUGACUCCCGCCCUAAACAAUAAUUGAGAUUAUUAUACAACAAUUUUCUGAAGCAAUACAAUUUAUAUAAUUCUAUUAAAUAUAUAUAUAUAUCUACAAAUAUAUAUACAUCUAUAUACAUAUAUUCAUGUAUAUAUCUCGCCAUAUAUAUGUGUGCCAUAUGAAUAUGAACAGAAUGAAGUCAAUAAACCAAAACAGCAACAACUAAAACCAACUCAA
This is a messenger RNA of Drosophila guanche, 1084 nucleotides long. RefSeq names its product troponin I (gene wupA). Bases 164 to 763 code for a protein of 199 amino acids. Gene Ontology annotation, biological process: muscle contraction. Gene Ontology annotation, cellular component: troponin complex. The transcript is spliced from 9 exons. The record is from RefSeq and is a predicted model, not a curated record. NCBI's taxonomy places the organism in Eukaryota, Metazoa, Arthropoda, Insecta, Diptera, Drosophilidae.